Messenger RNA from Nothobranchius furzeri (turquoise killifish), 1962 nucleotides. RefSeq lists its product as uncharacterized. Gene Ontology annotation, cellular component: cytoplasm. Gene Ontology annotation, molecular function: glycosyltransferase activity. Lineage: Eukaryota; Metazoa; Chordata; Actinopteri; Cyprinodontiformes; Nothobranchiidae. The record is from RefSeq and is a predicted model, not a curated record.
ACUCCAUAGAAAUGAUUGUCUGCGUUUUGGACUCGGCCAUGCCCCUUUCGCUCCUCCAAACCGUCCUCAGGAGACUUUAGUAUGAGUAUCAGUGAAGACCAUUCCAAAUAAAAGACAGCGUAGUUAUAGCAUUUAUGCGUAUUUAUAGCAACGCUUGCAUGAUGAGUGCAGCAUCUCGGCAGGAAUAUCAGAAGCUCCAGGUGGGCCAUCCAGGUUCUCAGGACAGCGACUAGAGGGGAGAUCAUACACGCUGGUGUCUGUGGGGAAGACGUAGGGCAAAGAAAGAAACAGAAUAAACGUGACCCAAAAACAACAACAACAACAACCCUGGUCUGGGAUUUUCAGGACACUUCCUGGAGCUGUGUUCACAGCAGAAGAUGAAACUGCGGAUGAACUUUUUCAUCCUCACCCUCCUGCUGCUGCUGCUGCUGGUGUACCAUCACAUACACAGGCCUUAUCAGAACCUGAAUCCACUUUCUAUAAACCUGCCCUCUUCCGAAGGAACCACACGAGAGCCAGGACCGUCGGAACAAGUCCAACAUACAGUUCUGCAAGGAGAACCAGCAUCUCUUGUGAGGGUCAGAGGCACAAAAACACUGCUGAUAUCUGCUUAUCUGGAGCACCAGACCAAUAAAAAGGAAGUGCGUGUGAUUUCUGUAGCGCUGCGGAGCGAGAGGGCGGCGUUUCGCUGCCAUCUUCUCUGUCAGGGGAAGCUGCUCAUCUCCGAUGGCGUCAUCGACUUCCAUAAAGAUCACUUUGGCUUUCCCUAUGGGACGGCUGACAUCAUGUGUCCCCUUCCUCCGGGCUGUGAGACGCCAACUAAUAUCAGUCUCACCUCAGCUGGAUCCAAACCUGAAGAACUGGAUCAUCUUGACCUAGAAUUUCUGGAGAUCCAGAACCAGAAGACAGAGACGGACACUUUUCAGUACAAAUUCACCGUCUGUUUCACCACCAUGUACGAGUUCACCAACGUCCUGCAGCUGGUGCAGAGUCUGGAGAUGCUUCAGCUGCUGGGAGUGAACCGAGUUGUGUUGUACAAGACCAGCUGCAGCGCUGAUGUCCAACGUGUUCUGGACUCCUACACAGAAAACGGUUUAGUUGAGGUGAUCCCUUGGUCUCUAUCAAAGUAUCUGACCGUAUCUCGAAAAGCGGACCCCAACAAAAGCCCUGGUGACCUCCACUACUUCGGUCAGAUUGCUGCUCUCAAUGACUUCCUGUACAGAUACAGGUACCGGUCCAGAUACGUGGCUCUGCACGAUGUGGACGAGCUCAUCCUGCCUCAGUCUGUCGACAGAUGGUUGGAGUUGUUGCCUCUGUUGGAGAAGACUCUCGGUGCUGACAAGUGUUACCAGUUUGAGAACAACUGGUUUCCCAUUGAGUUUGAGCUGCCUCCUCCAAUGAGCCAGACUCUGCCCCGACAGGACCAGUGGAAGAACAUUUCAGGUGUGAACAUCCUGACUCACCUGUACCGAGAGCCAUCAACCACCACGUUCAACAACUUCAAGAUCAUCGUAGACCCCCGAGCUGUGUUCAGGCUGACCGUCCACGGGGUGUUGCAAUCCAUAAAAGGCUGCGCCUGGGUCGACAGGAACGUGGCUCGCAUGUACCACAUCAAAUCUCGAGCAGAAGUCAACCCCAAUCCGGAGAGGCUGAUUUAUGACGGUCGACUGUUGGACUACAGCACACGCCUUAUACCAGCAGUCGACAGAAAGCUGAGACGGAGUGGCUUUUUACCUGGAAACAGCACAAAUUAUACUUAAAAUGUGUGUUUCUGCUGUGUGUGUGUGCGUACGUUUGUGUGUGCACACCCAUACGUAUGUGGUAUGUGCACGUGUGUAUACAUGUGUGCGGGCAUGCGUGUGCCUGUGUGUGUGUGUGUGUGUGUGUGUGUGUGUGCGUGCGUGUGCGUGUGUCUGGAUGUGUUUGGGAGUGCCUGGUGUGUGUCAGGGUGGGGGUGGGGGG